GCCCCAGGAAUCUGGCAGGGCAGGCAGGAAACGCAACAGUUCCGCCGCCUGGCAUGCCGGUAGUGCGAGUGCGACGAUUCCCACCAAACCCAGUCGGGGGAGCGAUUCUCUUUCCUCCUAUAUGUCCGGCGCAAGACUAGCAGCCAGACUCGCUCAGUCCUCUCUGCUCCUGCCCCUUCACGCCGCCGCCGCCCGCCGCCGGCUGUGUUCCCCUUCCUCCUCGCAAGCAGGUUACUGUUCGAAGAUGACUGAUUCAGCGGGGAGCAAUGGCCACAGCACUGUUACACGGGUUCUAUUCUGUGGUCCCUAUUGGCCUGCUUCUACUAAUUACACAAGGGAGUAUUUGCAGGACUAUCCAUUCAUUCAGGUUGAUGAAGUAGGUCUUGAGCAGGUACCUGAUGUUAUUCACAACUAUCAUAUAUGUGUAGUCAAAAAUCGGCGUGUGGAUUCAGAUAUCAUUGCCAAGGCGACUCAGAUGAAGAUUAUUAUGCAAUAUGGUGUUGGGAUAGAAGGCAUUGAUGUAAAUGCUGCCACAGAACACGAAAUCAAAGUUGCACGGAUACCUGGGAGUACGACAGGAAAUGCUGUCUCUUGCGCAGAAAUGGCGAUCUAUCUUACUCUAAGUGUUCUGCGUAAGCAAAAGGAGAUGGAUACUGCCGUGAAUCGCAAAGACCUUGGUAUUCCAGUUGGAGAAACAAUAUUUGGCAAAACAAUCCUUAUCCUAGGGUUUGGAGCCAUCGGUGUGGAAGUUGCCAAGAGGCUAAAACCCUUUGGUGUAAAAGUUAUUGCUACCAAAAGAAAUUGGUCAUCAGACACAUUGCCUUGUGAUAUUGAUGGGCUGGUUGACAAGAAAGGUGGCCCAGAAGACAUGUAUGAAUUUGCUGGAGAAGCUGACAUUGUUAUAACAUGCAUGACCUUAACCAAUGAAACAGUUGGAAUUGUCGAUCACAAGUUCCUCUCAUCAAUGAAAAAAGGAUCAUAUCUGGUCAAUAUUGCUAGAGGACGCCUACUGGACUACAAGGCUGUGUUAGAUCACCUCAAAUCAGGUCAUCUCGGUGGUCUGGGCAUUGAUGUUGCUUGGAUGGAGCCAUUUGAUCCAGAGGAUCCUAUUCUGAAAUUCUCAAAUGUUAUUAUAACACCACAUGUGGCUGGAAUCACUGAAUACUCUUACAGAACGAUGGCAAAGGUUGUUGGUGAUACUGCCCUCCAGCUUCAUUCAGGGGAGCCAUUCACCGAAAUAGAAUUAGUGAACUAGAUCCGGAGGUGGCAACCGUAGAUAUCAGUAGCUUUUGAAUUCAGACGACAAACUGCUGUGUUCUUAGAAAAUAAUGAAUGGGCAACUUAUGAGAACAUGCAACAAGAUGUUAUUUUCCCUUGAUGAAUUUGAUUGCCGUAAAUCGUGCAUUGCACUGAGUAUAUUAAAAUGAGGUCCAGAAACAAUAGGCUACCUGGUCC
Molecule: messenger RNA, 1455 nt
Organism: Phragmites australis (common reed)
Lineage: Eukaryota; Viridiplantae; Streptophyta; Magnoliopsida; Poales; Poaceae
Exons: 10
Coding region: 122-1255 (377 amino acids)
Molecular function (GO): NAD binding; phosphoglycerate dehydrogenase activity
Source: RefSeq, a predicted model, not a curated record